GCCCGAAGAGUCCAUUGUUUAUUUCCCUCCAUGGAUGCUUCCUGACCGCUGAGUUCCUCUUGCUUACACUAGGUUAUCGUAUGUAAUCACUAAGUACUAAUACUAAUCACUAAUACUUCUAAGUACAAGACUAACUUGCAGCCUGAUAGACUGACAACGGAGACCGUUGUCCAUGACAACGUGACCUCGCCCCUUCGGCACGGUCUCUGAAUUAUAAAGACAGCUCCGACGUUUCACUUCCGGGCGUUUCCAACACAUCCGCCGCCUGGUCCUCUGGCUGAUGGCGACGUCGCUGAAUCACCGCCGCGGCUAGAAACCGGGAGCGGAAGAGACAGUGGGGCAGUACGCCAUCGUAACGGCGGCGUGGACUGUUCUCCGUUGCCGGACACCAGUUUCGGCCCGAACAUGCCGUUGCUUUUCCUCGAGCGCUUCCCUUGGCCCAGUCUGAGGACGUACACUGCUCUUAGCGCCGUGCUGCUGUCCGCUAGCCUGUUCAGCGCCUACUCCCACCUCAGUCUGCCGCCGGUGCCCGUCCCGAUCUCUGUCCCCCGUCACCAGCCCCCCAACCUCGGUCCUGCCGCCCCUACUGAUGCCAUGAGUGUCGACCAGCCUGUGGCGGAAGAGGGUGAUACCGGAGGGCAAGCUGCGCAGCACGGCACCCCCGCCGAUCUAGGUGAAGCCGAUCUGGGAUCAUUGGGCAGACCGGAGUGGGCUGAAGGCCACGGUUUUGUCCUGGAGAUGGCCUGGUACCUGGUAUCAGACGGCUGGUGCAUUUGGGUGCUGGUGAACACAGCCUGUUGUCUUCUUAUGUUAAUUGGAAAACUGAUCCAGUACAUGGUUUUUGGAACUCUGCGGGUCAGUGAAAGACAGCACCUGAAGGAUAAAUUUUGGAAUUUCGUUUUCUACAAGUUUAUCUUCAUAUUUGGUGUGCUGAAUGUUCAAACUGUCGAGGAGGUGGUGAUGUGGUGCCUUUGGUUUGCUGUUCUUGUCUUCCUUCACCUCAUUGUCCAGCUAUGUAAGGACCGCUUUGAAUACUUAUCUUUCUCACCAACUACUCCAAUGAGUAGCCAUAUCAGAGUCUUGGCACUGCUGGUUUCCAUGUUACUGUCCUGUUGUAGUCUGGCUGUGGUUUGUGUGCUGGUUGGAUUUUCAUAUGGAAUGCAUACUCUCUCUUUCAUGGCAGCUGAGUGUUUGGUGGUGACUGUAAGGACAGCGCACGUUAUUCUGAGGUACUUUAUUCAUCUCUGGGACCUGAAUCAUGAGGGCACUUGGGAGAGUAAAGGCACCUAUGUUUAUUACACUGAUUUUGUCAUGGAGUUGAACCUUCUCUCAGUGGAUCUAAUGCAUCACAUUCACAUGCUGUUGUUUGGAAAUAUUUGGCUGUCAAUGGCGAGCCUGGUCAUAUUCAUGCAGCUCCGCUAUCUAUUCCAUGAAGUCCAGCGUCGGCUGAAGCGUCAUAAGAACUACUUGCGUGUGGUGGGCAACAUGGAAGCAAGAUUUGCAGCUGCCACUCCUGAGGAACUGACUUCCAAUGAUGAUGAUUGUGCCAUUUGCUGGGACUCUAUGCAGUCUGCCCGCAAGCUCCCCUGUGGACAUCUCUUCCACAAUUCAUGCCUUCGUUCCUGGCUUGAGCAGGACACCUCUUGUCCGACCUGCAGAAUGUCACUCAACAUCACUGAAGAUGACCGUGUUGGCGAACCUCACCAACAAGACAACUUGGAUGAGAACAUAGGGCCUGUGCCAGUUGUAGAUGGCAGGGCACAUCUUAAUCAUCACAACCAUUUCUUCCAUUUUGAUGGAUCUCGUAUUGCUAGCUGGCUGCCUAGUUUCUCAGUGGAGGUGAUGCAUACAACAAAUAUCCUUGGCAUCACACAAGCUAACAAUUCUCAACUUAAUGCUAUGGCUCAUCAGAUCCAAGAAAUGUUUCCCCAAGUUCCAUAUCAUCUCGUUCUCCAGGAUCUGCAGCUAACACGUUCGAUGGAAAUCACCACUGAUAACAUACUUGAAGGGAGACUUCAAGUUCCCUUUCCCCAGCAGCGACAAGAUAGUAGACCAGCAUUAAAUGGUACAGUUUUGGAUGAGGACAAUGGUAAUCCGGCUGAUUCAAGUAGUGAACAGCAGCCUGAGCCUCCAGCCCUUGAACUUACCCACAGUUUGGAAGAGACAUCUGGAACCAGAACUGCACUAGUCGAUGUUCCAGCUGAGGACUUUGAAGCACGGGGAAGUCGCUUUUCAAAGUCAACAGAUGAGAGACAACAAAUGUUAGUGCAGCGCAAAGAGGAAUUAAUUCUUCAAGCACGGAGACGAUAUGCAAGUAGAAGCCAGAAUGAAGCAGACAGUUUAUCAAAUGAUGACGCAUCCUCUGGAUCAUCAUCGAACAGUAUUUCUUUACGGCGCAAAGCCGAACGACGACACCUGCAACAACAGCAGAACUCUGGUUUUGAUGAUGCAAGACUGAGAACCUGGAAUUUUGACACUUCCUGAAUUGCUUGUUUGCCUCUGCUUUGCUUGCAGCAGUAAGAGCAGGACAAGCGUCAUCCCAAACCACUCUGCAAAGUCAAGCCAUUGAGAUGGGUGUUGUACUGUCACAUAUAUACUGUAGCUGCACGAAAGGAGCCAGCGUUAACAGUAUUUGGGGUGGGAAGUGGCAUGGGUGAUUUUUUUUUAUAUAUAUACAGCUUAGUGGAAACAAUAAAUGGCUUUAUACCUGCAAAAGAGAAACUUAAAUAGCUACAAGUGUCCAGGAGCUACUUCUAAACUCAAAGGAAAUAUACACAGUAUACAGGUUUGUUGUGUUGGACUAUGAAAAGCCACCUCGUUCUCUUGAACUCAUUGGGCAGUGCAAGAUGGUUCUUUCAGGAUUAGUCAACUAAGCUGCCAUGUAGUGCUGCUUGAUGGUAAUGUUGGUCAUACUUUUUUUCCAUUGUACAAGAAACCAAACAAUUUUACACAUUUCUCACCAGUCCCUCAUUCUACCUUUUUUCCAGUUUAUAUUAUAUUGCCUUUGCUACUUCAAUGGCUUCCUUGUCUGUAAUUCUUAACUUAAUUCUGUUAAGUUUUAUUUGAAUCCUUAAUUGUCUCAUUUCAAAUUGCUGUAGGUAAACUGAAUUGUACUCUCAUCAUUCAUUAUCUCCAAAUAGUUCUUGUCAGUUAUGAUAUGGUGGUUUCAGCUUUUAUAAUUGGCAUUAGAGUGGAUUGAUAUUUUGCUGCCUGGUGGGUUGCUGCUACUUCUGGAAAAGUAGUGUGGAGAUUUGAAAUGAUGUGAUGGAAAGUUACAAAGUGACAUUCCAUAUUUAAGAUUUUAAGACAAAAUAUGUUUUAAUAAGUUUGAACAAUUUCAGUCCCACUUCUCAGAACUUGUUACUGUAAGCACAUGCAAUGCACCACCUUCUAUAACAUUUUUUCUCAUCAGUUUGACAUGAAAGUUUAAGAACUGUGUCUAAUAUACAAGUAACAUGUGAAAGGCCUUGAGAGCCUGUAUUCUGUCCUUUCAGGAUGUAUCUGGUGUCCAGAAAGUUUGGCUGUCAGAAUCUCCAUUCAUAAUUCUUAAACUUUUUGAGGUGGUUAGACAUGUUUUAUCCAGCUCUAUGGUGUUUUAUGCAUGAUUUGUUUAGCAUAAUGUCUAGAAAUGGCCACAUACAAGUUACAGAUUUAUUUAAUAUUCUGUUCCCUAACUUCUGAAUGUGCUGAUUUUUACAAUUUUAUGCAUUAUUUCAAGUAACUAAUACUGAGCUAAGUUGGACUGAGCAUUUCAGUGUUGACAGUUGGGUACAUAAUAGGUGACUGUAUACUGAAAAACAACAUGAAACAAUACUUGUUAGUUCCUGUUUUGACUAUUGUUUGAAUGUUUUACCACAAUCACUGCUGCAGUGACAAUAUCUUUUUUCCAAAACCUUUUCUGGGAAGAGAAAAUAAAAAAAUAAAUCCUAGUUUAUGUUUCUUUUCUUUAUAAUUGAAAUAGCAUUCUAGUGAAUUAGUUUAACAACCAAUAAUACAUAAAAUUUGCAAUUAAUUGUAAUUUUUCUCCAUCAUACUAAAAGGAACAGUAGUUUUACUUCCAGAUUCUGCACAGAACAAUGGUUAGGCAGGAAUGCAACUGCUUACUGUUGAGCUUGUGUGGAUACAUUUUGGGAGGGAAGAUCUUCAAAUAUCAGUGCACAUUGUUACUUUCUUACUUUCAGAACUCAACUGCUGUAAAUUGAAGUAGGAACUCCUUUUAAAGAAGAAUCUGUUGAAACCUAAAUGUACCAAACUGAAGAAUGAGUGAAUGUGUAGGAAUUCGUAAAAUGCCUUGUGAUUCUUUACUCUGGGAGGAUUUGACUAUAGUUUGUUUUGCAUAUUAAGCACUAUUACCACUUUUUCAUUUUUUACAAAUAUUUAAAUAAAAUGCAUUUUUGGUUUGCUCAAAA
Molecule: messenger RNA, 4409 nt
Organism: Hypanus sabinus (Atlantic stingray)
Lineage: Eukaryota; Metazoa; Chordata; Chondrichthyes; Myliobatiformes; Dasyatidae
Gene: amfra
Product: autocrine motility factor receptor a
Exons: 14
Coding region: 406-2484 (692 amino acids)
Biological process (GO): endoplasmic reticulum unfolded protein response; protein K48-linked ubiquitination; ubiquitin-dependent protein catabolic process
Cellular component (GO): cytosol; ubiquitin ligase complex; endoplasmic reticulum
Molecular function (GO): ubiquitin protein ligase activity; ubiquitin binding
Source: RefSeq, a predicted model, not a curated record